AGAGAGAGAGAGAGAGAGAGAGAGGGAGGGAGAGAGAGCUUAAGAAACGAAUCGUAGCCAUGAGGAUGAUGUUAGUCGGCAACCCCUACGUGCGUCGUUGAAAUGGAUGGAGUAAGAAUCUGUUUGACGCUACGAGGGGGGUGUGCGUCGAGUGGGUGCUUUCGCUUGGGAUCGACGUCGAGAUCUCCUUUUGCUGCUUUGCUUUUAUCGACUCCUUCACUGCGACCGAUACGAUGAAACCAUGUCUUAAACCCUUCUCGGAUCUCAGUCGCAGAUCCACUUCUCCCACUUUCCGCUCUAAUGGACGCCGCCGCCGCUUCUCGUCCCGCUGUUGUCAUAGAUAACGGCACUGGUUAUACAAAGAUGGGAUUUGCCGGUAAUGUUGAACCGUGUUUCAUCAUCCCCACCGUGGUUGCUGUUAACGAGUCAUUUACGAACCAAUCCAGGAGUUCUAUGAAGGGUAGUAAUUGGCUUGCCCAACACAGCGCGGGCGUAAUGGCCGAUCUUGACUUCUUCAUUGGAGACGAGGCUACUGCUCGAUCUCGAUCUAGUAAUACUUACAAUCUUAGUUACCCGAUUCGUCAUGGUCAGGUGGAGAAUUGGGAUGCCAUGGAGCGAUUCUGGCAACAGUGUAUCUUCAAUUACUUGCGUUGUGACCCGGAGGAUCAUUAUUUCCUUCUCACUGAGUCUCCCCUCACUCCUCCCGAGAGUCGAGAGUACACUGGCGAGAUUAUGUUUGAGACCUUUAAUGUCCCGGGCCUUUAUAUUGCGGUGCAGCCAGUGCUUGCUCUUGCCGCUGGGUACACAACUUCGAAGUGUGAAAUGACAGGUGUUGUUGUGGAUGUUGGAGAUGGGGCUACUCACGUUGUACCUGUUGCAGAUGGUUAUGUUAUUGGUAGCAGUAUUAAAUCUAUUCCGAUUUCUGGGAAGGAUGUCACUCUCUUUAUUCAGCAGCUCAUGCGGGAAAGAGGAGAGCAUGUGCCACCGGAGGACUCAUUUGAUGUAGCUCGAAAGGUGAAAGAAAUGUACUGCUAUACUUCUUCAGAUAUUGUCAAGGAGUACAAUAAGCAUGACCGGGAACCAUCCAAGUACAUCAAGCAAUGGAGAGGUAUUAAACCUAAAACAGGAGCCCCAUACUCUUGUGACAUUGGCUACGAACGCUUCCUUGGCCCUGAGAUUUUCUUUAAUCCUGAGAUUUACAGCAGUGAUUUUUCAACUCCUUUACCUGCUAUAAUAGACAAGUGCAUUCAAUCAUCGCCAAUUGACACAAGGAGAGCCCUUUAUAAGAAUAUAGUGUUAUCUGGGGCAUCAACUAUGUUCAAGGACUUCCAUAGAAGAUUGCAGCGGGAUCUGAAGAAGAUUGUGGAUGCUCGGGUUCUUGCAUCUGAUACCCGGCUUGGUGGAGAAUUGAAAUCACAACCAGUGGAAGUCAAUGUAGUCAGCCAUCCCAUCCAGCGGUUCGCAGUUUGGUUUGGAGGCUCUGUACUUGCAUCAACACCUGAAUUCUAUGCGGCUUGCCAUACUAAAGCAGAAUAUGAGGAGUAUGGAGCUAGCAUUUGUCGUACGAAUCCUGUCUUCAAGGGGAUGUAUUAAUAUCAGGACCUAUUUUCUCUUCUUCACCGCUGUUUGAGGGAUGCCUGGCUGACAUGCUUAACAAACUUACCCACUGAUUCUUGUCACCAUCAUGUGAGGCCCAAUUCGUUUAUUGGGUUCGACUUGCUCUCUCGCUCAUGUCCAUCAAGAAAAGUUACCCUAUGAGAGCAGCUGUAUGAUAAUAGGUAGUGUCUUCUGUAACUGAUUGGGAUUGGUGGUCAAUAGCAGUUGAAUUCUUCUAGAAGGAAAUAGGGUCGUGCCUUCGCAGCUAAAGGGAAGCUGUCAACAGUAUUCCAAGCUUUCAAUUCAUCGUAGGAUAGCAUUCCAAUUUUAUCGGAUUCUCUGAAGAGAGCACUUCCUUAAAAAGACAAGAGCCAUUGGAUUAGUGAGCCAUGAACUAAGCUGAAUGGUCUUUUUCAGUAUUCAGCUUGGUAGAGUCCAUAAACUUUUUGUUUUUCCUUCUUGUAUUCCCCCCCCCCCCCCUUCCCUUUUCCCUUUUUGGGUUUUUGUUCUUAGUGAUUAUUCUUGUAAUAUUGGUGUAGUGAUUAUUCAUUUUAUCCUUCCAUGGAUAAUAUUAUUCUUUU
Molecule: messenger RNA, 2177 nt
Organism: Macadamia integrifolia
Lineage: Eukaryota; Viridiplantae; Streptophyta; Magnoliopsida; Proteales; Proteaceae
Product: actin-related protein 3
Exons: 9
Coding region: 301-1593 (430 amino acids)
Biological process (GO): Arp2/3 complex-mediated actin nucleation
Cellular component (GO): actin cortical patch; Arp2/3 protein complex
Molecular function (GO): actin filament binding
Source: RefSeq, a predicted model, not a curated record